This is a messenger RNA of Histoplasma mississippiense, 1386 nucleotides long. RefSeq lists its product as hypothetical. The record is from RefSeq and is a predicted model, not a curated record. Gene Ontology annotation, biological process: tRNA dihydrouridine synthesis. Gene Ontology annotation, molecular function: flavin adenine dinucleotide binding; tRNA dihydrouridine synthase activity. Lineage: Eukaryota; Fungi; Ascomycota; Eurotiomycetes; Onygenales; Ajellomycetaceae. The transcript is spliced from 2 exons. Bases 1 to 1386 code for a protein of 461 amino acids. Gene Ontology annotation, cellular component: cytoplasm.
AUGAAUCACCAACGAGUACUCGCUCCCAUGGUCCGCUCAGGGGAACUGCCCUCCCGCCUUCUGGCCCUGAAAUACGGCGCGGACCUCGUCUGGGGCCCCGAAACAAUCGACAGAGCCCUAAUCGGCUGCACCCGCCGCAUAAACCCGCGCAACUCCAUGGUCGAGUUUACUCGCCUGCCCUCCAACGGUGGGCGCGAAAAUAACCAAGCCGCGAAAGAAUCCAUAAUCUACCGCCUCGAUCCGCAUCGAGAAAGCGGGAAGCUGGUCUUCCAAAUCGGCACCGCCUCCCCCGACCUAGCCGUCCAGGCCGCCAAAAUCAUCGCGGCAGACGUCGCCGGCAUAGAUGUGAACGCCGGCUGCCCUAAACCAUUCAGCACCACCGGCGGCAUGGGGGCUGCCCUCCUCCAGACCCCCGAUCGCCUCGUCUCCAUCCUCACAGCCCUGGUGCAGCAAGUGGGCACCCCCUAUCAGAUCGGCAUAUCCGUGAAAAUCCGCCUCCUCGCCGACCCAGAACGGACCCGUGACCUCGUCACCCGCCUCUGCGCCACAGGCAUCACAGGCUUGACCGUGCACUGCCGCACGACCCCGAUGCGCCCGCGCGAGCGCGCCAUCCGCGACCAACUGCCCAUGAUCGCCUCCAUCUGCCGCGCCGCCGGCGUCGCCAUCCUGGUGAACGGCGACGUCGAGUCGCGCGACCACGGCCUGGCGCUGAUGGCCGAGUACGGUGUCGACGGUGCCAUGAUCGCCACCUGCGCAGAGGCAAACUCGUCCUGCUUCCGUAGCGCGGCCGACGGCAGCCUCCUCCCCUGGCGCGCAAUCGUGCGCGAUUACAUGGAUCUCUGCCUGCAGUGCGAGAACAAAUGGGGCAAUACCAAGUAUCUGCUCAACAUGCUUAUUCCGGGCAAGGAGCGGGCGUUCAAUGCCGCGAAGCAGUCCAAGUCGUAUCAGGACUGCUGUCGGGUGCUGGGGUUUGAGGACUUGAUUGCCCGGGCGAGAGAGGUGGAUGAGAUUAUCGGGCGGACGCCUGCUGCUGAUGCUGCUUCUGUGCAGGAUGACUAUGACUCGGUGAGUGACAAGAAGAAGCAGAACACAAAUAAGAAAUAUAAGAAGAUCAAAAGUCACGCGGUGCAAAGGGCCAUGUUGACGAAUGAGACUGCCAAGGCUGCGGGCAUCAGUGCUGGUGAUUGCAAUGCGUAUCCUGUUCCUGGUGGUAGAAUGGGAAGGGAUAAAGGCGUUAAGAAAACGGCCGGUACGUCCACGGUGGGCGAUGGGAAUGUGAAUCUGGGGCCUGAUGCAGCUGCCGUCUUGAUGGAUAUGAACAUGGCUGCUGCACACCCACGUCCUGCGAUGGAGAAUGCGCCUGUCGCCAGUCCUCUACACGGUUGA